This is a messenger RNA of Ilyonectria robusta, 348 nucleotides long. RefSeq lists its product as uncharacterized. Lineage: Eukaryota; Fungi; Ascomycota; Sordariomycetes; Hypocreales; Nectriaceae. The record is from RefSeq and is a predicted model, not a curated record. The transcript has 2 exons. Bases 1 to 348 code for a protein of 115 amino acids.
AUGGCUUCUACUCCUCACUCAGAGUCCACUCCUGCGCCGCGCAAGUAUCCUGAAGUCCGAGGCCCAGGAAUCAAGAAGAUUCUGGUGGACAAUGAAGUGACUAGGGUCACGUAUUUCAAGUACGAGGACGGUGAGGGCGGCGGCGUUCACACCCAUGAAUACCCACACUUGGUCGUCAUGUUCAAUGACGGUCCGUCCAGAUCCAUCGAGAACGGGGAGACUGUGGUACUCGAGUCGGAGAGGAUGAAUCACGUCUUAGUACCUGCUGGAAAGACCCACGAGGUGUGGAAUGAGAGCGGGCAUACUCAGUAUUUCCUCGAGAUUGAUUUCAAGGAUCUUCCUAGAUAG